CGCUGUCUUCUUCACUUUACCAAUACGAAAUAUCAAUGGCGGGAGUUCGAAAAACAAAAGCAUGUACUGCGUACUCAUAUACAACACUACUGUAGUCGCCACCGGCAGAGAGGAAUUAACAAAAUUUUACAAGAAAAUGGCGAGAAUAUAAGGGAAAAACUUGAGAAAUCGAAGAACAAUGGCCGACCAAACCCUUGUUACCACUUCUUCCCCACCUCUCGAACUCGAUUCUCUUCGCAGUCGAAUCGGGGAGCUUAGAAAUGUUCUAAAAAAGUCCGAGGAUGCUCCUGAAAUUUCCUCUACAGAUUCGGAGAAAUUACUAAAUGAUUGUGCUGUUCAGCUUGAGAGCAAAAUAAAUCAAAUGUUAUCCGAUGCAUCAGAUUUAAACUUCUUAGCAGAUCAAGAUUUAGAUGAAUUUGUCGGACAUUUGAAAAAGGAGCUAAGCUCUGUGGAAGGUGAAAAUGAAAAAAUAUCUGAUGAAAUAGAGGAACUUUCAAGAAGAUAUUUGGAAGAAUCUGGAAUAUUGGACAGUGAGAUAGAAGGUUUAUGUUGUUCACUAGACCUUUUGGAAUCACAGAGUAUGAAGCUUAGGAAUGGCCAAGCAUGUUGCUCCAGAGUUGAAGAUCAAGAGAACUUAAUAAGUGCACCUGAAGAAUCUAAUUUUAAGAUUUUAAACCUUAGCAAUCAGCUUGAGAAGAGCAAAACAACUUUGAAGACAUUGCAAGAUCUUGAAGGUACUUUCAAGAGGUUUGAUGCUAUUGAAAAAGUUGAGGAUGUGCUGAGUGGUCUAAGAGUAAUUGAAUUUGAUGGGAAUCACAUUAGGUUAUCUCUAAGAACAUACAUCCCAGACUCUGAGAGCUUCGCAUGCCAGGAAAAAGUUGAUGAUUCUUCUGGGUUAUUAGAGCAAGACCAUGAAUUGUUAAUAGAAUUCAUGGAUGGUACAAUGGAGCUCAAGCGUGCUGAGAUAUUCCCCAAUGAUGUGUACAUAAGUGAAAUUAUUGAUGCUGCAAAAUCCCUCAGGCAGCUUUAUUCACCAAUGCCAGUGCAUGAGAUCAGAGCUUAUCUGGAAUGGUUUGUUAGAAGAGUACAAGAUCGAAUUGUUGUAUGCAAAUUAAGGCAGAUUCUGGUGAAAAGCGCCAACAAGUCAAGGCACUCAUUUGAAUACUUGGACAGAGACGAGAUAAUUGUAGCUCACUUGGUUGGCGGAAUAGAUGCUUUCAUAAAGGUUCCUCAAGGAUGGCCAAUAUACAUAGCUGCAUUAAACCUUAUAUCACUAAAGAGCUCAAGCCAGUACUCAAAAGAAAUCUCCUUGAGCCUUCUCUGCAAAGUUGUGGACAUGGCGAACUCGUUGGAUACACAGUCACGACAGUCUAUCUCCGGCUUUAUGGAUAGAGUCGAAGAAAUACUUAUGCAACAGAUUAGUGCAGAUCAGCGACAUGGAAAAAACUAGCACUGCCCCCCUCGUCUUCAAUCGUUGGUCAUAACCACAAUAUAAUGUGUUAUACAUGAAUUUCACCAUUUCAACAUUAACAUAGUCAUGUGAAUUUGACUUAACCACAAUAUUAAGGUCAAGGGUGGCAGAACAUGUAUUAUAAGUAUGUGUGUAAUUCAACUAGAGAAAUAUUAUAACUAUGGCAUGCAGUUAUAUUAGUA
This is a messenger RNA of Ipomoea nil (Japanese morning glory), 1653 nucleotides long. RefSeq lists its product as uncharacterized. NCBI's taxonomy places the organism in Eukaryota, Viridiplantae, Streptophyta, Magnoliopsida, Solanales, Convolvulaceae. The transcript has 12 exons. The coding region runs from base 179 to 1450 and encodes 423 amino acids. The record is from RefSeq and is a predicted model, not a curated record.